Myotis myotis is the source of this 2197-nucleotide messenger RNA. RefSeq names its product ATPase Na+/K+ transporting family member beta 4 (gene ATP1B4). The record is from RefSeq and is a predicted model, not a curated record. Gene Ontology annotation, cellular component: sodium:potassium-exchanging ATPase complex; nuclear inner membrane. The transcript has 8 exons. NCBI's taxonomy places the organism in Eukaryota, Metazoa, Chordata, Mammalia, Chiroptera, Vespertilionidae. The coding region runs from base 1 to 1017 and encodes 338 amino acids. Gene Ontology annotation, biological process: regulation of DNA-templated transcription; potassium ion transport; sodium ion transport.
AUGACUGCUGAGGAUGAUCAGGAUGAAGUGAAUCAGAACUACUUAGCAGAUGAAGAGGAAGAAGCAGAAGAAGAGGCUCGGGUGAUGGUGGUACCCAAUUUGGAGGAAGAGGAGGAGGAAGAGGAGGUGAAAGAAGAGGAGGAAAAGGAUGAGGAAGAGGGUCAGGGUCAGCCAACAGGCAACACCUGGUGGCGGAAAUUGCAGAUCAUGAAUGAGUACCUGUGGGAUCCGGAGAAAAGGAUGUCUCUGGCCCGAACAGGUCAGAGUUGGAGCUUGAUCUUAGUCAUUUACUUCUUCUUCUACGCCUCCCUGGCUGCUGUGAUCACUCUCUGCAUGUACACGCUAUUUCUGACCAUCGGUCCUUACAUGCCAACAUUCACUGAGAGGGUGAAGCCUCCUGGAGUUAUGAUCAGACCCUUCGCCCAUAGCCUUAACUUCAACUUCAACGUUUCUGAACCUGACACUUGGCAGCAUUAUGUGAUUAGCCUAAAUGGCUUUCUCCAGGGUUAUAAUGACAGUCUUCAAGAGGAAAUGAAUGUAGAUUGCCCUCCAGGGCAAUACUUCAUCCAAGAUGGAAAUGAAGAUGAGGACAAGAAGGCCUGCCAAUUUAAGCGCUCCUUCCUGAAGAAUUGCUCUGGCCUGGAAGACCCUACUUUUGGCUACUCUACUGGACAGCCCUGCAUCCUUCUAAAGAUGAACCGGAUUGUAGGUUUUCGUCCUGAGCUUGGAGAUCCUGUGAAAGUUUCCUGCAAAGUUCAGAGAGGUGAUGAAAACGACAUCCGAUCCAUCAAUUACUAUCCAGAGUCGGCUUCUUUUGACCUCCGCUACUACCCUUACUACGGCAAAAUGACUCACGUUAACUACACCUCCCCGCUGGUGGCAAUGCACUUUACAGACGUGGUGAAGAACCAAGCGGUGCCUGUGCAGUGCCAACUGAAGGGCAAAGGCAUCAUAAAUGAUGUCAUCAAUGAUCGUUUUGUGGGUAGGGUAAUCUUUACUCUGAACAUAGAAACUUAAGAAUGUCGGGGGACACACACGCCAGUUCUGUUUCUGUUUUAUUUCAUGUUAUCCUUGGUAGCACCUGAAUUCUUUUUCUUUAAUCAGGACACAGCCAGUUGGACACCUAAGAGCAGAUCCUCUUUCCUUGCCUUUGACAUAUGUAUAAAAUGACAUUGUGGGAGCUAUUUGAUUUUUUAAAGGUGGUUUCUCCUGAUGACAGAUUAUAUUAAUUUCCUUCACCCUCCACUUAAAACUAAAACCCAUUCUUGCUGCUAGACAUCUCAGUGUAGUGCAAACAUAGUAUAUGAUAAAAUUCACAGUAGCCGUGAAGGAGAAUUUCUAUGAUGAUUAUAAAUUCAUUGUGUUUUCUAAAACUUUGUUGUUUUUAGAGGUGAGAUUCUUCCCAACUAGGAUGAUAACCUUUUUUCCCACCUGCUUGGCAAGGUUCUUCUGUGGGAAUCACCAGUUAGAUCAACCCAGAAUAUAUCUAGGGCCAUCAUACUUAAGGAAUUCUAUAUCCAAUGCUGCUUGAAAAACUGGCUGUCUCACGUGGGCAACUAAAUACUGAUUCAAAGACUAGGGUAUCUUCAACUGAAAGCAUGCUAACUGGAUAUUGUUCUGGAUAGAGAUGAAGACUUCCCCUAUGACUUUUUCGGGGGAAGGUGAGGCCCACUUGACUUGAGAACACUUAUUAUGUGAAUGUGAUUGGUAUUUGAUUCCUCGAUCUAUGGUGUAAUCAUCCAAACAUUCCUGUAAACAAGGUUGUCUCAUCUUCAGGCAGAGGAGAGAACAAAGAAGAAGAUCUCUACUCACUAUUUCUUCUUGGGCUAUUUGUUUGACAGUAGUGUGAUGUUCUCUGAGACCACAAGGGAUGGGUGUGUUGACCCCCAGCUACAGCUCUAGGGAUUGAAAUCAGGGUCUGCCAACAGAUACAUUAUAAGACAGAAAUCUUCUUGCAGGAAACCCUAAUUCAAGACUCAUUAGCCAGAUUUUCAUUUGCUUAAAAAAAUAUAUGAAGCCAAUGUUUAUCCAGGCUAUGGAUCAGCCCAGCUGCUUUGUCAUAUCUUUGGCCACUGCUUCUUAACACCUCCACCAGGGGGAGAGAUGGGACAAGGAGAAGUGAACAUGAGAGAAUAGCAUAGUGUCUCAGGAUCCAAAGUUAGCUUAACACUAGAAAGACUGAAACUUAGUAUAUACC